ACAGAUAUGUUAGAAUAAAAGAUCAAACUUUCACAAGAUCACAUUUUAUUCAUUGUCAUUGCUGGAGUCACAGGAUGCUCACAAUGAAGUGUUUGAUUUCAUUUUAUCUUCUGACAUUGAUUCUGCAUUUAUCCAGCAGUGCAGAUUGGUGCUAUCAGGCACAAGCAAACUCUGGUGUACAUUGUAUAGGUCCAGAGCUCUGGAAAGAAGUAAACGUACAAUGUGGAAACACCAGACAGUCACCGGUCAACAUAGCGACGAAGAAAACCGUACUGGACGAGCGACUGAAGCCUUUCAAUUUCACCGGCUACCAGAACAUAUUCAACGGCACCAUAAAGAACAACGGCCACACCGUUGAGGUGGACGUAUCACAGAAUAACACACCUACAGUGUCCGGAGGAAACCUGGGAGACACAUACAAACCCAUCCAAUUUCACUUCCACUGGGGAACAGAUGUAGGAGCGGGAUCUGAACACACCAUUGAUGGAGAACAGUAUCCUAUGGAGCUGCAUAUGGUCCAUAUUAAACAAAGAUACAACAGUCUAGAAGAGGCAUUAAAUGAUCCUUCUGGCGUUGCAGCCCUUGGAUUCUUUAUUGAGGAGUCAAACAGCACAAACACAAAUUAUGACCAGCUCAUACAAGCCCUGAAGAGCAUACAGAACGCAAGUCAGUCUAUAAAUAAUAUCACAGCCAUUCUUAACAUCUCGAUCAGCCAGUUUAUUCUGUCAGAGGACAAACUGACUAAAUAUUACAGAUACAAUGGAUCUCUGACCACACCGAACUGCAGUGAAGCUGUGGUCUGGACUGUCUUUGAAAAUCCCAUUCCUCUCAGCAGAGAACAGCUUCUGGCAUUUUCUUCCCAACUAAAGUUUUCUGAUGGCAAUCCAAUGGUGGGAGUAUUUCGACCUGUACAGUCUCGUAAUGGACGUUUAGUGUAUCGGUCGAGCGGUCCGGCGGUCCUGGCCAGCGCUCUGCUUCUCUUUACCUCCAUCAUUACAGCGUUCAGUCUGUCUCAUCUAAACUAAAGGCCAACAAGAGAGAAACCAAACCUACAAACUACAGAAUAACAGCACGUCAGAUGUAACUUUCCCAAAAUACUUUCAUUACUUCGUAAGAAACCGAACAAAUUAGCCAACUUGUAAAUCAUGAACAAAUUCUCGUGGGAUCAGUCUGAGGAACUGAGUGAAAAUGUUUCAGGUCUUUUAUUAUAUGCAUUGAACACUGACAGAAAUCACAUUGUAUUAGACUAUGAAUGAGAUUUUAUACAAACCCCAAAUACCAGUGGCGGCCGGUGACUUCUUUUUUCGAGGGUGCGCCGCGCAUGAUGG
Messenger RNA from Misgurnus anguillicaudatus (oriental weatherfish), 1328 nucleotides. RefSeq names its product carbonic anhydrase 4-like. Gene Ontology annotation, cellular component: plasma membrane. Lineage: Eukaryota; Metazoa; Chordata; Actinopteri; Cypriniformes; Cobitidae. The record is from RefSeq and is a predicted model, not a curated record. Gene Ontology annotation, molecular function: zinc ion binding; carbonate dehydratase activity.